Xenopus tropicalis (tropical clawed frog) is the source of this 2708-nucleotide messenger RNA. It is a transcript of the gene pola2, whose product is annotated as polymerase (DNA directed), alpha 2, accessory subunit. Bases 182 to 1975 code for a protein of 597 amino acids. Lineage: Eukaryota; Metazoa; Chordata; Amphibia; Anura; Pipidae. Gene Ontology annotation, molecular function: DNA binding. The transcript is spliced from 19 exons. Gene Ontology annotation, cellular component: nucleus. Gene Ontology annotation, biological process: DNA replication. The record is from RefSeq and is marked provisional.
CUUGUGUUAAUGCGCAAUUUUUUUUCCUACACGUCCAUUUGGAAUUGUGAUAGUUAUUAUUUCUAUGUGGGUUUGCUUCUGGAAUUAUCCUUUAUCUAUCUAGUGCGAGAGUAUUUGCAAGUACCAGCCUGCCUCCCGCAUCAAGGAUCUGCCAUCCUUUGAGCAUACAACUGGUGAAGCCAUGCCUGUGUCAGCAAAGAGCAUUGAAGAGGAGCUAACGGUCUUUGACGUCAACUUUGAGGAUGAUGAAGUUCCAGAGAAAAUGGUGGAGCUCUGUACAGUUCACCGUCUUCAGGAAGAGGACAUGGUCAAUGAAUGGAUGGCUUUCAGUACCACUCGGAACCUUCCGCUCACAGUCAGCAACCUUAAUAUACUGGAACAUGAGGUUUUGAACAAGAAAAGUGCCAGACCACGCCCAUCCCAGAAGAAAGAGAAACAUUGUGGAAACAGGGAUUUUAAUACAAUUCAAGAACUUAUUGAAGUGGAAACAGAAGAAGAAAAUCUCCUGGAUUCAUAUGCUACACCUGCUAAAGGAUCCCAAAAGCGUAACUUGUCUACUCCAGAACAUCCUCAGUCUAAACGCAUAUCUGUAAACCGAAGCCCCCAUGUCCUCUUCUCCCCAGCAAGCUUUUCCCCCAGUGCCACCCCGUCUCAAAAGUAUGGCUCUCGAACCAACCGAGGAGAAGUGGUGACAACCUAUGGAGAGUUACAAGGAACUACAUGGAAUGGUGGCAGUGGAAGAAAUACUAGUGUUGAACUGUUCACCUGUCAGGAUGAACCACUGACAAAAAUGUAUAAGUUCAUGUUUCAGAAGUUAAUGGACAUCAGAGAAGUGGUUAGCAGUAAGAUAGAAGAACUUGGUGCAUCUCUGAAGAACCAUUUCCAAAUUGAUGAGUUUACCUCUGUUUCUUUCCCAGCUCAAGAGACUGUGACCGUGCUAGGACAGAUUGGAUGUGACAGCAACGGCAAGUUAAAUUCCAAAUCUGUCAUCCUUGAGGGGGACAGAGAGCACUCAGCAGGGAUGCAGGUUCCAGUUGACUUGUCUGAAUUAAAAGAGUAUUCUCUGUUUCCAGGACAGGUAGUAAUCAUGGAGGGCACCAACAGCACCGGCAGGAGGUUUGUCCCUACUAAACUUUAUGAGGGGGUUCCACUUCCUUUUCACCAGCCCAGCAAAGAAUUUGAAGAAUGUCCACAGCAGAUGGUAAUCACAGCGUGCGGACCCUUUACCACAUCAGAUACUAUCACCUAUGAUGCCCUGAAGGAUCUUAUUGACGUUCUUAACAGAGACUGUCCAGAUAUCUGCAUCCUGCUUGGUCCCUUUUUGGAUGCAAAGCAUGAGCAAAUAGAGAACCUGCAACUCACAGUGACAUUUGAAGAUGUGUUUAAGCGUUGUCUGAAAAUGAUUAUCGAAGGCACACGUCUUUCGGGGUGCCAUCUGGUCUUCGUUCCAUCUCUCAGAGAUGUUCAUCAUGAUCCUGUCUAUCCUCAGCCACCAUUCAGCUGUUUUGAACCGGCCAAAGAAGACAAGGACAGGGUCCAUUUUGUUGCCGAUCCCUGCACGUUGUCUGUCAAUGGUGUUAUCUUAGGCAUAACCUCUACAGACUUGCUCUUUCAUAUGGGUGCAGAGGAAAUAAGCAGCUCUGUGGGGGCUCCGGAUCGAUUUAGUCGGAUUCUUAGACACAUUCUGACCCAAAGAAGUUACUAUCCACUGUAUCCACCCAAUGAAGAAAUAAAUGUUGACUAUGAGGCUUUCUACAGCUACGCCCCUAUGCCUGUCACUCCAGACAUUUUUAUAGUCCCGUCUGAGCUUCGCUAUUUUAUCAAGGAUGUCACAGGCUGCAUCUGCAUUAACCCUGGGCGGCUGACAAAGGGACUGGUGGGCGGCACAUAUGCACGCUUUCUGGUCAAAAGUGGAGCCAUGGGGUCUGAAGGAAAGAGAUCUCCUUGUAUUUCUGCUCAGGUGGUGAGGAUCUAACUGGGGAAACCUGAGAACUGAAUUAACAUCUGACAAAUAGAACUGGGGUGAAGACAAUGUACAUAAAGAGCCCAUGUAAUUAACGAGUGCUCUGAAAGGAGCCUGCAGACGGCUGUAUCAUCAUUUUGUGGAUUUGUAUAUUUUUACCUGUGUUUCUUUAAACUAAUUCACUUAAACCUGGUCUCCUGUAAAGUCAAUUCUUUGGAACUUUCUAAGAAAUGCAAUUUCCCAUCAUCCAUUUCUGCAAGAGAUGAACUUUUGGAUAUCCAAUUGAGAAGCCACUUUUGAGAUAUAUACACUGCACAGGCCCAAAACAUCGAUUUGCAUUCUUAGCACUGCCAUGCAUAUUGUUCCGCAAUUAUUAAAAGUUGUUUUUUUUGGUUUUUAUAUCAGCCAGGGAACUGUGUCUUUAGCCAUUUUCUAAAUUCAGAUCCGCCAAGGUUUGUUCACACACCAAUAAGAAAAGAAACACUUCUCUUUAUUCCAGAGCCAUUUUGGAUCGGUUUCCUUAUCAUGUAUACAUUUAGUGGCAUGUGUUUUGAAUUAAAAAUGGUCACAAAGAUGGAUUUAAAGAUUCUGUUCAGGCCCUCUCCUAUGUAUCAUUCUGUGGUUAAAACCUGUGUCUUUUUACUAAGGUAAGGGGGACCACAAAAAAGAUAUAACUGCUUAAAAUUAAAGCAUUGAUCCUAUGAACUAAAAGCUAAUUACUCUGAAAACAAUAAAAGGAUAGAGA